AGAGGCACACAGGGCGUCCGCGCUUCUCCCGACCGCUGCGCGGCCUGAUAGGACCGGCCCCUCCCGAGUGGGAGUUGUCUCAUCUCCAUACGGCGGUUCUGCCGUUCCUGUAUUGCUACCAGUCUAAAGAGCAGCAAGUGGACCUGUCCCUACUGCCGGGCCUAUCUUCCCUCGGAGGGCGUUCCUGCCACGGACGUGGUGAGGAGGAUGAAGGCGGAGUACCGGAACUGCGCCGAGUGCGACACCCCGGUUUGCCUUAGUGAGAUGCGGGCUCACAUCAGGACUUGUGAGAAGUACAUCGACACAUAUGGACCACUCCAAGAGCUCGAGGAGCCCGCCACAAGUUCUAGGUGUGUAUGUCCAUUUUGCCAGAGGGAAUUGGAUGAAGACAGCCUGCUGGAUCACUGUAUCACUCAUCACAGAUCUGAAAGGAGACCCGUGUUCUGUCCACUUUGCCGUUUUCUACCAAAUGAGAAUCCAGGCACCUUCCAGGGCAGUUUAAUAAGACAUUUGCAAGUCAACCAUACUCUGUUUUACGGUAACUUCAUAGACUUUAAUAUAAUUGAGGAAGCUCUUAUCCAAAGAGCCUUAGACCAGUCACUUCUUGAGUAUGUGAAUCACUCGGACACCACAUAAUUUUAUGAACAGGAAGGGGAGCAUUCAACUGUACUGUUUCAGACACUGCUUGAACAAUUGGAGGGAAAUUGUCAGUUUGAUGGGGUGAAAAGAACAACCCAGCUGUAUGUUAUAUUAUGGUUGUGUUGCAUUCAAAAACCUCAUUUUGAUGGUUUGAAUGUUUUAUGUAUUUUCUUGGAGACUAGGCUCUGUCAGUUAUCAAUAUAUGGAAGACACACAGGCUGAGUAUUAAGGUGGAGAAUCUCUACUGCACAUUGGAUGACAUUAGGUGUAAUGCUACGUAUUAACAACUACCAUCGUGGUCAGACACGAUAACUAACCUUUGUUCUAUGUAAGAAGAUGGACAGUGAAACAAUGCAGAUAUUCAAGGGAAUAUGGAACGUGUUCCAGUGCUCUUCUUCUAACCUGUAACAGAAUAACAUGAAUAAUCUUGUGUUCGACUAGAACAGGACAAUUUUGAAGUCAACAAAGAUCACUGAACCAAAUUAUAUUAUGUAAUACUGUAACAAAAUAAAUUUUGUGUUAGCAAUGUGUACUUAAUUCUUUGACUUUUUAUAUGCACACAUAUGAACUUAAUACUUUUCAAAUAUUUGUAGCUUGUUAUUAAAAAUAUUUCUU
Chinchilla lanigera (long-tailed chinchilla) is the source of this 1254-nucleotide messenger RNA. RefSeq names its product ring finger protein 125, E3 ubiquitin protein ligase (gene Rnf125). Gene Ontology annotation, biological process: protein polyubiquitination; ubiquitin-dependent protein catabolic process. Gene Ontology annotation, molecular function: ubiquitin protein ligase activity. The record is from RefSeq and is a predicted model, not a curated record. Lineage: Eukaryota; Metazoa; Chordata; Mammalia; Rodentia; Chinchillidae.